CAGAAUCGUCGUAUUUCGUUCGCUUCACAUCGCAACGACCGUCCAUCGAGGAUGAACCGAAACAGUGCGCUACUCGUUUCCCUCUUCUUGUUCGUGGCCUUGUCCAUGGUCUAUGCGGAACUCGUGCCGUGGCGGCAAUGUCCUUAUCCUGAUCAAACAUCACUGACGAGAACUUGGAGCUUGGACUCGAUUUCUCACAUUCUACCCGAUACUCAGUCGAAUUGCACUAUUCACGAAGUAUACAUAGAUCCUUGUAAAGAAAGUGCGGAAGGAAAACCAUGUAAAUUAAAAAGAGGAGUUGUUGGGAAUAUGACGUUCCACUAUACACCUUCUUUCUCGUCGGAAAAAAUACAAGGUCGAAUUUUUUGGGCAAGCCAGGUAAUGGAUAUCCCAUUUUUGGGAAUGAGUCCCGAUGCCUGUUUAGCGACUUCUUGUCCGAUCGAAGCAGGUCAAAGGAAUACGUACCACGUGGAAGUACCAAUUUUAAAGAAAUAUCCUGUCCGAACGUACGAUCUUAAAUGGAAAAUCUGGAACGAAGAAGAGCAAGAAUGUUGUUUUAUGUUUCAAAUUAAGAUAACAAAAUGACGUUAACCACAUGUGCUUCACCGUCUUAUUGCGAAUAAUCUCGAUUAAAAUUUAUCGUUCGCCAACUUACUAACUUAAUAAAAUAAACGAACAAGUAUUAAUAA
Molecule: messenger RNA, 689 nt
Organism: Bombus terrestris (buff-tailed bumblebee)
Lineage: Eukaryota; Metazoa; Arthropoda; Insecta; Hymenoptera; Apidae
Product: MD-2-related lipid-recognition protein
Exons: 5
Coding region: 52-585 (177 amino acids)
Biological process (GO): intracellular cholesterol transport
Molecular function (GO): sterol binding
Source: RefSeq, a predicted model, not a curated record